CGGCGCGCAAGCAGUCUAGCAGGUGCGCGGGGAGACGGUCGAGUUCAAGCUGCCAGUCCCGGGCGCCCAAGUGCCAUGGACGGCCUGCGCCAGCGCUUCGAGCGCUUUCUGGAACAGAGGAAUUUGGCCACCGAAGCGCUAGGGGCACUCGAAGCCAAGACAGGUGUCGACAAGCGGUACUUGGCCACGGGAGCCGCCACUCUGCUAAGCCUGUAUCUUCUGUUCGGGUACGGGGCUCCUCUGCUGUGCAGUCUCAUCGGCUUUGCAUACCCCGCAUAUGCUUCGAUCAAAGCUAUCGAGAGCCCAAGCAAAGAGGACGACACUGUGUGGCUCACAUACUGGGUGGUGUACGGCCUGUUCGGGCUAGCCGAAUUCUUCAGCGAUCUACUCCUGUCCUGGUUCCCUUUCUACUACGCGGGCAAGUGCGCCUUCCUGUUGUUCUGCAUGGCUCCCGGCCCCUGGAACGGGGCUCAUAUGCUGUAUCAUCGCAUCAUACGUCCUCUGUUUCUAAAGCAUCACGAGGCCGUGGACAGCAUCGUGAGCGACAUCAGCGGGCGGGCCCUGGACGUGGCAGCCGGAAUGACGAAGGACGCAGGGAAAGUAAGCAUGACCCAGCUUCAGAAGGCCAAGUAAAGCCCCCAGCCCACCCGAACGCAGACACACCAGACCAUGAGACGGAGGAUGUGCCACAGCGCAAGUCGUCUGUGGAUUCCUCCACCGACUCACCAGCAGAGCCCACCACCAGCCCCUCGUUCCCCG
Messenger RNA from Budorcas taxicolor (takin), 759 nucleotides. RefSeq names its product receptor accessory protein 6 (gene REEP6). The record is from RefSeq and is a predicted model, not a curated record. The transcript is spliced from 5 exons. NCBI's taxonomy places the organism in Eukaryota, Metazoa, Chordata, Mammalia, Artiodactyla, Bovidae. Bases 76 to 633 code for a protein of 185 amino acids.